Molecule: messenger RNA, 1300 nt
Organism: Caenorhabditis elegans
Lineage: Eukaryota; Metazoa; Nematoda; Chromadorea; Rhabditida; Rhabditidae
Gene: ZK849.1
Product: PDZ domain-containing protein
Exons: 8
Coding region: 113-1108 (331 amino acids)
Cellular component (GO): Golgi apparatus
Source: RefSeq, marked reviewed
UUUUUGCAUAAAAAUCUUUUAUUGUUUGAGUUUAUCGAUUUUUCUUCCGCAAAAAAAUCAAUAAAUGACGUGUCAACAAAUCAAUCGUCUUACUGCUGUCUUCAAUACGGCAAUGUCCAAGGCGCUGGCUUCCGAUGAGAAGGACGACUGGAUUACCCAUUUGAAGGCAAUUUCGAAUGUUUUUACGCAGGUUUGCACUUUGUCCGCCAGUGAAGAAUCCGCUAAGAAAUUGGCAAUCAAGGAGCGUGAGGAGUGUCUCCAGGAGCUCGUGGAGCUUCGUGCCAUAGCUGAAGCCCAUGAUGACGUCAUCCAGCAGUUCCACUUGUUGCUGGCCGCGAAUCAUCAGGGAGACGCGACUUCCAGGCAGAUUUUCAAUGAUAUGAAACAAGAAGUCGGUGACAAUAUGGAAAGGAUCCAGGAGCACCGUCUUGUGGAGGCUAAGCUCAACGUGGAGAAGCGGCGUAACGAGCGGAUGGCGAAGCAUAUCAAUGAGGUGUCCAAGAAGAGUGUCAUGCAUCUCAUGGCAACCAGGUUCUACGCAAGGGAGCUGGCAGCAAUGCGACAGAUGAUGGAUUUGGUGCGCAACGCGGCAACGAUCGAGUCGGCCGUCAAAUCGAAACUGUGGGACGAGAUCGAGAAGGAGAACCGCUUGUUGCGUCUCAACACGCUUUGGCUCAUCAAUCGGAUCAACUCGUCGGACCUUGGUGAUGCUGCAUUUGAGAACGGAGACGAUUGGCAGAGCUCUCCGCGGCUCGUGAUUCUCAUGAGAGAGCAUAUCAAUCAGGGGCUUGGGCUCGAGAUUACGGGAGGUUGUGAUCAGUUCCGUCCGGUCGUGGUCACUGGGAAGUUGAAGCGGUCGAUGGCGGACGAUGAUCAGCUCCGUGUGAACGACCGUAUCUUGGCGAUCGAUGGGACCUUCGUGACCAACACCACCACCCACGCCGAGGUUAUGGAAAUGCUCGAGAAUGAGAGCGCCAAGGAUUUCAUCUCGCUGAUUGUAUCGCAAUUCGACCCGACCAAGUACCACGAGGCCCAUCCAAACGGGAAAUGUCACAAAUUUGUUAGCACACCAAUUUCGGGAAAAGCCGAUUCGGGGGAGGAUGUCUGAAUUGUCUUUUUUUUUUUGGUUGCAAAAUUUAUUUUUCUCUAAUUCUCUCCCUCUCGUACAGUUUAUAGACUUGUUUGUGUGUCUCUUUUCGAUUUUUUUUUUAUUUCUUUUUGUGUUUUGCCGCCAAUUUUUUUCGUUCUUCUCAUGAUUACCCCCCUCUGAACCUUUUUAAAAAAUAAAAAUCAGCGGCUG